CCUGACAAUAUUCCAAACAAGUUUUUCACAGUACCUCGACGUCUAGUGAACUUGAAAUUAAAUCUGGAAUAUUCUUUUUACGUAAUUCAAGUGUGAGUUCGACGUACGAUUCAAGGACGUGACACCGCCCUGAUUCGGUUUGAUCCUCUUCUUAAGAUUAUCUACGAUGAAACUGUUGUUUUUCUAGUUAAUUUCGAGUCCGAGGAAGCUGUGCGUAAAGUGACAUAACCGAAAUGAUUCUAGUUUCACUAUGGGCGACUCUCGUCUUAUCAGUAACGCAAGUUUCGUGUUUAAGAAUUCUGACGGUAUUCCCUCAUGAAGGCAGGAGUCAUCUGUAUGUUUUUGCACCUGUUAUACACGAGUUACUCGGUAGGGGACAUCAUAUUACAGUGAUCACGAGGCAUACCCUAGGUUUUAAAUCCAAUAAUUUAGUCGAAGUUAUCCUGGAAGGAAAAUUUAAAGGAGUGAAUGAUUAUAGCUUGGAUAUGUUCGAUAAACCAGGGCUAGUUCUUGCUUUCGGAAGCGCCGUAGUUCUUACCUCAAUGGGUAUAGAUAGCUGUCAUUCAAUAUACACGAAUCCUCAAGUGCAGAACUUGAUGAAGUCAGAUGAAAAAUUCGAUCUGAUCAUAGCAGAAAUGUUCAAUAACGAAUGUUACUUAGGCUUUGCCGAUAAAUUCAAAGCCCCUGUUAUAGGCUUCUCAUCCACGACGUUGAUGUCCUGGCACGCAGCUAGAUUUGGCCAGCCUACCAACCCCUCCUACAUACCAAAUAAUCAUUUUAGGUCUGGAGGAAAGAUGGGUUUUUUCAGUAGACUCGAGAAUUUCCUCGGAACUUCUUGGUAUUCUUUGGUCCAUCUCUUCCAAGUGAAAUAUAAUGAAAAGGUAUACGGGAAAUAUUACGGAGGGCAGAUUGAUUCUUUCGACGACUUGAUCAAAAAUAGUAGUUUGUUGCUCGUCAAUUCGCAUUUCUCGUUGCAUCAACCGAUUCCUUUUGUGCCUGGAGUAGUUGAGAUUGGGGGAGUCCAUAUAGGUGCACCGAAGAAAAUACCUGAGGUAAUUUUGCGGGCUAUUCCUUCGUCGAGUAUGAACGUCUUUAUUUCACUCUUGAAUAUCGCUUAUUUUUUCGCCCCUCUUUUCGCUUUUGACAUACUGGCAGUGUUCCCUCAUCAAGGAAGAAGUCAUCAAUCAGUUUUCGGACCAAUCGUACGCGAUUUAGUGGGAAGAGGACAUAAAUUGACAGUGAUAGUUCAUUACAGCUACGAUGUGAAGAACGAAAACUACAAGGAAAUUUUGCUGGGCGACGUGAAUGGAACAGGGCAUGAUUUCUUCGAUAUGGAAACUCUGGAGGUUCCAGUUAUCAUAUCUCAACUGAUACAUCCAUUUCUACUCACAGAUCUUGGAUUAGAAUCAUGCUCAACGAUGUUGUCCAACGCUGAAGUUCGCGAAUUGGUCGAAUCGGAUAAGAGGUUCGAUUUGAUUUUGGCUGAGUUCUUCAACAGUGAGUGCGUCUUGGGUUUUGUGGGUGCUUUCGAGGCACCCCUGGUCGGGAUAACCACCGGAAUACUGAUGCCAUGGCACGGUGAUAGGUUGGGAAAUCCAGACAAUCCCUCCUACAUCGCCAGCAGUCAUUUGGGCCAGCAGGCUGAAAUGGGAUUUUGGAAUAGGUUGUAUAACCUUAUAGGGACGCAGUGGUAUAAAAUCGUGUAUUGGUGGAAGCUGACGGACUGUCAGAAGAUAGUGGAAGAACAUUUUAGAAGAACCUUCAAGCCAUUCCAGGAAUCGAUGAAAGAUAUCAGCAUGCUACUCGUGAAUUCUCACUUCUCACUCACUUUUCCAAGACCUCUGGUUCCUGGUAUAAUUGAAGUUGGUGGAGUUCACAUUGAAAAAGCUAAGGCAUUGCCUGGAGUAAGUGUUUCUGACAAAACUCAGGUUGAAUUGCUGCAAGAUGUUGAGGAUAGUCUGCUUAUGGUGGUUGGUUUCGAGAUUAACAUUGCCUCGUCAAUAAUCUUGAUAGAAAUAAAAUGUAUGAAACAAGGGGAACUUAAGUAUAAAGGAUGGGUUGCAUAG
Molecule: messenger RNA, 2066 nt
Organism: Coccinella septempunctata (seven-spotted ladybird)
Lineage: Eukaryota; Metazoa; Arthropoda; Insecta; Coleoptera; Coccinellidae
Exons: 3
Coding region: 234-2066 (610 amino acids)
Molecular function (GO): UDP-glycosyltransferase activity
Source: RefSeq, a predicted model, not a curated record